Glossina fuscipes is the source of this 1207-nucleotide messenger RNA. RefSeq names its product platelet-activating factor acetylhydrolase IB subunit beta homolog (gene Paf-AHalpha). Bases 106 to 786 code for a protein of 226 amino acids. The transcript is spliced from 3 exons. The record is from RefSeq and is a predicted model, not a curated record. NCBI's taxonomy places the organism in Eukaryota, Metazoa, Arthropoda, Insecta, Diptera, Glossinidae.
GAAGAGGAGGAAUUUUCUUUAAAUUGCAUUUUAGUUAAUGUAAUUGUCAUAAAAGAAGUUGUACUCUUAUAUAUUUUAUUACUAUUUUAUACCUAAAGAAAGUAAAUGAUGAACGUUUGCGCUGUGGCUACCCAAAGAAAAGAUGUCGAUGGCGACAAUAGAUGGUUAAGUAUUCAUCGUCGUUUUUUAUUGGAAUGCCAAGAAAAAGAUCCAGAUGUUAUAUUUUUGGGGGAUUGUAUUUUAGAAACGUUACAAGAUACCGAGACAUGGCAUAAUUAUUUCGCACCAUUGCACUGCCUUAAUUUUAGUAUACGUGAUGAUCGCACCGAAAACGUGCUGUGGCGUAUUGAAAACGGAGAAUUAGACAACGUAAAACCAAAAAUUAUAGUUUUACAUGUAGGAACCAAUAAUAUAGAAAACAAAGGCGAUGAUAUAGCAAACGGCAUAUUUGAAAUUGUUCAAAGAAUACGUGAAAAACUUCCAGACACUUACAUCGUAUUACCUAGUUUACUACCUCGCGGUCAUCAACCAAAUGAAUUACGUGAUAAAAAUGCUGAAAUAAAUAAGCUGAUUAAAGAGAAAGUUAUUGGUCUAAAUCGUGUACAAACGGUUAGCAUCGACAAGGGCUUAAUACAAGCAGACGGUACUAUAAGUCAUCAUGAUAUGUUUGAUUACAAAAAUCUAACCAAUACUGGAGCGAAAAAGAUUUUCGAACCAAUUCACGAUUUACUAUCGCAAAUACUCAAUGAAAAUGAAAAAGAACGCGACCUCACCCCUUCCGAAUAGUCGGAAUAAAGGCAUAUAAAUAUACGUACUCGUACUCUUACAUGUAAGCACGUACACAAUGAAGGCAUCUAUUUAUUUACAACAAACGUGUCGCUUUUCCACUUGCAUUAGAUCUUUAUAUAUAAAAAAUUACUGGAUUCAUCUUAAAAUUGCUUUCAAAUUAUUUCUCGCAACAUGCAGCCAGUUAAUUUCUCAUUUUCACCAUUAUUCCUCGUCCUCCUCCUCAUACCCCUUUUUUGCUCCACUUAUUUUUUAUGCUCUUGUAUUCGCGAUUACUUUAUUUCGUUUAUUCAACAUUAUAGCUAUUAGCUUAUUUUCUUCUAAAGUUAGUUAAGGAUAAUCAUUCCAAUGUAUACCAAAAAGAAGAAAAUAUUAUUUUUAAGCUGCUCAACAGCAACUAGAGAAAAAAGAUUGAUCAUCC